Molecule: messenger RNA, 2700 nt
Organism: Contarinia nasturtii (swede midge)
Lineage: Eukaryota; Metazoa; Arthropoda; Insecta; Diptera; Cecidomyiidae
Gene: fz
Product: frizzled
Exons: 5
Coding region: 520-2556 (678 amino acids)
Biological process (GO): canonical Wnt signaling pathway; non-canonical Wnt signaling pathway
Cellular component (GO): plasma membrane
Molecular function (GO): Wnt-protein binding; Wnt receptor activity
Source: RefSeq, a predicted model, not a curated record
UUUUUUUUCUAUUUCUUUCUUUGACAAUAUUCAUCUUUAUUUUAAAUGAACAUUUGUUUAAACCAUUCAAAAUGUGCGUGUGUGUCAGUACUUAGUGUAAACGAAUAAGGAAGAAAAGAGAUAUAGUUGUGUGCAAGCAAUAAGAAUAUUAGUACCAAAUAUACUCAUCUAUUUUGUGUACCUGCACUGUCUGUGUGUAUGUGUGUAUGACGAAAAGCGAAAUUCAACAGCAAGUGAAAAUAGAAUGUCUAUUUAUUGCAAAGUGUUUUGAAAAUAAAGUGCUGUUUAACGUUUAUUUUGUGCUCGUUUUUGUGGACACGCAUCAAAUGAUGUUUUUUUACUCAUUAUUGAAAGUGUUUUUCUAAUUGUUCAAAUCAAAAUAUUACUUAAGCGACGACGAAGAUAAAAGUGUUUUUUUUUUCUUCAUCCAAAUGCCACCAAAACAAACAGCACAUAUAUAAAUUCAUCAAAGUUGGCAUCAAAGCCAUAGAACAUUUGGGAUCUCCUCAUAGUUUGUGCAUGUAUAGGGCAAAGGUGAAUACCAUUUUCAUAAAAAAAAUGUCGUGCCAUCUUCAUCAUCAUCAACAAAAAGACCAACAACAUAGACUUUUCGAGCCGGAUGACGAAUGGAAAUGUGACGAUGAUACACAACGACAAAAACAUCGAUCACGGCAAAUAAUAAAAAAUCAUCACAUCUAUUUAGUCGGCAUAUUUAGUUUAUAUAUAGUGUUGUUGCAAUGGAGCACCUGCCAUGCGAUGCACGAACAAACCGAUAUCGUGUCAUCAGGCGAUCUAUCGCCAUCGAUGCCCGCACACAAUAAAUGCGAACCAAUCACCAUAUCGAUAUGCAAAAAUAUACCAUAUAACAUGACCAUAAUGCCAAAUUUAUUCGGACAUACGCGACAAGAUGAGGCCGGUUUUGAGGUGUAUCAAUAUGCGCCAUUGGUUAAAGUCGGUUGCAGUCCGGAUUUACAAUUUUUCUUAUGCUUAUUGUAUGUACCAUUGUGUACGAUUUUGGAUCAUCCGAUUCCACCGUGCCGAAGUUUAUGUGAAAGUGCACGUAAAUGUGAAGUGGUUAUGAAAAAUUUUCGCAUUGAUUGGCCAGAAAAUUUAGAAUGUUCAAAAUUUCCAGAGGAUGGCCCGGGCAAAUUGUGUGUUGGCCAAAAUAAUAGCAAUGAAAAUGAUUCGCCGACAAAAAAUACAUUUCAUCCAACCAAAGUCAUUGACAGUGAUACACGACGCAGAAAUAAUGCACCACAUCAUUCGAAUGCCGGUGGUAUGACAUCACGUAAUUUUCGUUUUGUUUGUCCAUUACAAUUGAAGACACCGGCCGAUAUGGGAUACUCAUUAAAAAUUGACGGAUCGGAAACGAAAAAUUGCGGUGCACCAUGUCAUGCACUGUUUUUCAAAGAGAAUGAACGCACCAUUCUAAGGUAUUGGGUUGGAUCAUGGGCUGCUGUUUGUUGUGCCAGCUGUCUUUUUACGGUUUUAACAUUUUUGAUCGAUUCAUCACGAUUUCGGUAUCCAGAACGAGCAAUUGUAUUUCUAGCGAUAUGCUAUUUAGUGGUUGGAUGUGCAUAUGUGGCUGGUUUAGGUGCUGGUGAUUCAGCUGCAUGUCGUGAACCAUUCCCACCACCAAUUCGACUGAACAAACUUCCGAUGUAUUCAACCAUUACAAUGGGACACCGGCAAUCAACAUUAUGCACCAUUUUAUUUAUGGCAUUGUAUUUCUGUUGUAUGGCAGCGUUUGCAUGGUGGGCCUGUUUAGCGCUCGCUUGGUUUUUAGCGGCUGGACUAAAAUGGGGCCACGAAGCCAUCGAGAAUAAAUCGCAUUUAUUUCAUCUGAUUGCCUGGGCAAUACCAGCAUUGCAGACGAUAUGUGUGCUCGCCCUAGGAAAAGUCGAAGGUGAUGUGCUGUCGGGCGUAUGUUUUGUUGGCCAAUUGGAUUCAUAUUCGUUGGGUGUAUUUUUGUUGUUGCCGCUCUGCAUUUACUUGAUAUUGGGUGCAAUAUUUUUGAUGGCCGGUUUCACAUCAUUGUUUCACAUUCGAACGGUAAUGAAAGGCGAUGGAAAACGCACCGAUAAACUCGAACGUUUAAUGAUACGCAUCGGUUUCUUCAGCGGUUUAUUCAUUUUACCAGCAAUUGGAUUUCUGGGUUGUCUAUUUUACGAAUAUUACAAUUUUGAUGCGUGGAUGCUACAAUGGAAUCAGGAUAUGUGUACCAAAUUUUCGAUACCAUGUCCAUUCAAUAGUCGGUAUCAAGAGAAUGAAUCUCGACCAUUAUUUGUUGUAUUUAUGAUCAAAUAUGUGUGUUCAAUGCUGGUCGGUGUCACAUCAUCCGUUUGGUUGUAUUCGGGUAAAACAGUGGUCAGUUGGCGGCGGUUCAUUGAACGUUUGCAAGGCACUGGUACCGCUAAUGUUGGUUUAGGUGUUAAUGGUGGAGCCAAUUUGGCUAAUGGUAUUACAUUGGGCAAUGUCGGCAAUGGAACAACUGCCGGCAAUUCAAAAACAGGCACAGCAAAUCUUGUGCGAACACGUGGACAAGCAUAUGUCUAGCAUGAAGAUGGUGCCGAUUCGGAUGAGGCACAAAAAUACAUCAACAUUUUACUAAGAUUGAAAUUAAAUAUAGAGAAUUUCAAACGCAAACCAAAUAUUUAUAUUGUUUUACAUAAUAAUGAACAAAUUAUUGCAAGCGAUGAC